AUGUUCGCUAAGACCUUCUCGGCUCUCGCUAUCGUUUCGGCUGCCGCUGUGGUUGCCCAGGACAGUGGCAUGACCGUUGCCACCCCGCCUGUGGCCAACCAGUGCCAGCCCCUCCAGAUCACCUGGAAGGGUGGUCAGGCUCCUUACUUCCCCCGUAUCACUGCUCCGGGCAACCCCUCGGAAGUGGUGGACGGCCUUGACAAGUACCAGAACACUCAGGACACCAAGAUCUCGGGCUGGCCUGUGUCGGUUCCCCAGGGCCAGAAGUUCACUAUCUACGUCUGUGACUCGAGCGGUGCUUGCAACGGUUCGGCCCCUAUUACCGUGGGUGCUGGCUCGGACAGCUGCUUGAACGGUCAGAGCGGCGGUGGUGGUGCCGCUGGUGGCGCUGCUGGUGGCUCGUCGUCGAAGUCGUCGGGUGACAACAACUCGUCGUCGAAGUCGUCGGGUGACAACAGCUCGUCGUCGCAGCAGUCGUCGUCGCAGUCGUCGUCGCAGCAGUCGUCGUCGUCGUCGAAGCCUACCUCCAGCUCGGGCGCCGGUGCUGCCGCUGGUGGUGCCUCGAGCUCGGCUGCCGGCGGUGCCUCGUCGGUCGCCUCGCAGGCUACCAACGGUGCUGCCACCUUCAGCGGUGUUCCGGCCGUUGUUGCUGGUGUCGUUGGCGCCGUCGUUGCUGCUCUCAUCUAA
Molecule: messenger RNA, 687 nt
Organism: Malassezia pachydermatis
Lineage: Eukaryota; Fungi; Basidiomycota; Malasseziomycetes; Malasseziales; Malasseziaceae
Exons: 1
Coding region: 1-687 (228 amino acids)
Source: RefSeq, a predicted model, not a curated record